UAAGCCCAAGACAGCAUAGAAUGACCCAAACCCUGACCUUUCUGUUCCCUCCACUUUAUUACCCUAUACUCUCCUUUUGCCAAUUGCCUUUUUAAUUCUCCACUUUCCAAAACCUCCAGUUUAUUAUUUCCAAUAAUAAUUUUCUCUUAAAAUCUUUGAGAAACCAAAAGAAGAAUUCUACACCAUUUCUGAUUUUCCAUAAAUUAAUUGCCCUUUUCUUGGGCAUCAAUCUGCCGCCAUUAGCAGAGAAAAUGGACAGAAUGAUUGAAAAAGCAAAGGAAGAAUUACAAAUGCUUGAAACUGAUCAUCCUAAUCGUUUUGAUUACCUUAAAAACGAGCUUAAAUCAUUUAUCACUCUUCUAGAAUCUCAAAUUCUUCCUGAACCUUUGCCUACUACUUCAUCUGCCACCACUCAAGCAUCAACAAGUAUGAAGAGGAAAAGGGUCAGUUUGAAAAGGAGGAAGGUGGAAAAUGGAAGAUGGGAAAAUGAUUAUAGUAAAAUUGAAUAUAAUAAUAAAAAGGUAACAAGUCAUAGAGAUAGGGUUGAUGUCGUUCUUGAAAAGGCUCAAGCUUGUUUGUGUAAGAUUCAGGAGUACAAAUGUAGUAUGGUCUUUGCUAAAUAAAAAUUAAAAACUAAGCUUGUUUGAGCGAGGUUUCAAUUCGAUAGAACGUUUCUCUUUACAUAUUUAAAGGAAAAGAUAAAAAAAUAAAUUGAAUUAACAUUGUUUUGAAUACAACAAUUUUUUGUAACAAGUUGUAUGCUCAAUCUUUGUGUUUGCUUAGUGCUACUUUGCUAGAUUGUGUUCUUGGCUUCUUGCCCUUGUUGCGGUCAUUGAGUGGUCACAUCGAUAACCUUUUGGGUUCUUGGGUUGACUGGGUCUUUUGAUUAAUCCAUAACGAAAUGAAAUUGAUACACAUUUUACGAAUGGUUGGAGCAUUCCGAGGCUCCUAGCAUAUUAUAACUAUUGGAGCAAUAAUGUAACGUUUUGGAAUUUGUAUGCUAAAGUGCCCAAUUAAUUAGAAGACUGAGUAAUAUGCUAAUUGAUGUAUAGAAGUUACUUGUGGGCUACAUAAGAACAAGUGAGUCCUACAUAGUACUCCCUUUGUUUGUUUUUUUUUUUGUUUUUUUAAGUGCCUCAUAGUGACAUGAUAUAUAUGUCAAAGUAAGUCUAAUGAAUAGUGCUAAA
Messenger RNA from Chenopodium quinoa (quinoa), 1187 nucleotides. RefSeq lists its product as uncharacterized. The record is from RefSeq and is a predicted model, not a curated record. NCBI's taxonomy places the organism in Eukaryota, Viridiplantae, Streptophyta, Magnoliopsida, Caryophyllales, Amaranthaceae. Bases 252 to 623 code for a protein of 123 amino acids. The transcript is spliced from 2 exons.